CCUAAUGAUACGGUACACUCGACGAUAAGUUUUGUUUUUGUUUGGCUAAAAACGUCAUCUCCACUUGAAAUGCUUUAGCAACCCUGGUUUCAGUUCAUCUCAGUUCCUCACCAUGACAACUUCAAGCUGGUUUGUGCGCCUGUUGCGGUAUAGAAAUGAAUAUUUAGCCUCACUUUCGGCUACUCUGUGCAUAUUCAUGGUCGUAUGCUCGAACGCAUGGUCUUCGCCGGCCCUGCCAAAGCUACUGACGGAACCAAACCCGCCGGUAUCGAUUACGGCUGAUGCUGGUUCGUGGAUCGUUUCGAUUCAAGCAAUUGGAGGCAUCUUCGGUAUGGUUCUCGCCGGACUCACCAUCGACCGAUUUGGUCGCAAGUGGCCAUUUAUCGCCAGCGCUCUUCCCGUGAUUGCCGGAUGGAUUAUGAUCGCAUUAGCACGAACGUCAGUAUUGCUCUACAUUGCCCGCUUUCUGUUCGGCGUUUCGUACGGCAUUGCGUACGGUGUUGCGCCCGUCUACAUAGGCGAGAUCACCUCCGACCGGGUACGUGGUGCAGCUGCUUCACUCAUCACGGUAAUGGCCAAACUGGGUAUUUUGUACGAAUAUUCCGUCGGUCCGUACGUGGGCUUUGAGACACUUGCCUGGCUUUCAAUGCUUGGACCGGUUGUGUUUCUUUUCACCUUCGUGUGGAUGCCGGAAUCACCGCACUAUCUGCUCGGUAAGGGACGCAACGAGGAAGCACAGAGAAGCCUCCAAUGGUUGCGAAGAAACUCGUCCGUAGACGAAGAGCUCGCCUGUACGCGAAAAUCCAUCGAACGGACUGUCAGCGAGCGCGGUUCGAUGAGAGAACUGUUUCUACCGGCUUAUCGCAACAACCUCAUCAUCGUGCUGAUUCUUGCCGUCGGUAUACAGCUGUCCGGUAUGCAGGCCAUCCUCAGCUACGCACAGACCAUCUUUUCGCAGAUUUCCAGCGAUCUCACCGAUGCCGAAAUGUCCAUCGUGCUCGGUGUCGUACAAAUGGUAACCGUGCUAUUUCCGGUGUUUCUGGUCGAUCGUGUUGGCCGUCGUCCGCUGCUGCUGUGGUCCGCGGCCGGUAGCUUUCUCGGACUGUUGCUGGGAGCCAUCUACUUUACGCUUGACGCGGCAGACGUCGAUGUGGCACGCUUCGGUUGGAUUUCAUUCGUCGGGCUUGUGCUGUUCGUCAUAUCGUACGCAUUCGGUCUGGCGACUGUACCGUUUGCGAUUCUGAGUGAAAUAUUUCCCAAAAACAUUCGUGCCUACGCGAACGCACUGUUUGGGAUAUUGAGCGGUGCCGUCAUCUUCGCCGUGGUGAAGUUGUUCCAGGUCGCGCUCGACAAUGUUGGGGCGUAUCUGCCGUUCUGGGUGUUUACCGUCAGCACCGGGCUGACGUUUGGGUUCGUUUUUCUGUACAUUCCCGAAACCAAGGGACGCAGCUUGGAUGAAGUGCAGGAGAUUAUUGCCGGAUGGCGUAAAAAGCGUAAUUCCAAAGUUGUCUUUGACGGGGAUUGAGCAUUUCAUUCUUAACAUAGCGUUACGGGUACGGUAGGUUUAUGAAUACCAUGUCUGAAGAUAAAUUUGAAAGUGAAAGAAAAUUUAAAAGAAAAACCCACCUCACGAAGGCUAAAAAUAACCCUAGGAAAUGUAGCUCAUGCAUGUCCACAUUAAGGGCUAUUUUUAUUUUUUUAAUCAAAUACCUUUUACUCAACUCACAUUGAGUGUUUCUUUCUCUCGCGUGUAUGCAAACAAACAUAAUAAAUAAAAAAUAUAUAUUUAAGUUUCAGCUAAA
Messenger RNA from Anopheles funestus (African malaria mosquito), 1802 nucleotides. RefSeq names its product facilitated trehalose transporter Tret1-like. Bases 113 to 1525 code for a protein of 470 amino acids. The transcript has 2 exons. The record is from RefSeq and is a predicted model, not a curated record. Gene Ontology annotation, cellular component: membrane. Gene Ontology annotation, molecular function: transmembrane transporter activity. Gene Ontology annotation, biological process: transmembrane transport. Lineage: Eukaryota; Metazoa; Arthropoda; Insecta; Diptera; Culicidae.